Eriocheir sinensis (Chinese mitten crab) is the source of this 7561-nucleotide messenger RNA. RefSeq names its product probable N-acetylgalactosaminyltransferase 9. The record is from RefSeq and is a predicted model, not a curated record. Lineage: Eukaryota; Metazoa; Arthropoda; Malacostraca; Decapoda; Varunidae. The coding region runs from base 370 to 2328 and encodes 652 amino acids. Gene Ontology annotation, cellular component: Golgi apparatus. The transcript is spliced from 12 exons.
CCAGCCAUCCUCAGUCCGUGUGAGGGUCUCGCGGUAGGAGGGGCGUUGCACUGUCUCCUCCUAUUCACGCGCUCGUCUUUUACAUCCAUGGAGUAGUUUCCGUCACACACAGCGGCUGAUCUAGUACACACGUGGCUGACUCGCUAGGACGCCCCGACAGCAAUGCACUGACAUCUAUAGCAGGCACCAACAGAGGCAGCAGUCGAUUGUCCUCUCUCUGCUCCUGCCCACCCUGCGUGUAGCACAUGAGUGGCGGCCAAGCGCGGGACGAACAGGGCUCUCAACCACUUGCGUGCUCUCCACAUACCCAAAGUGGACGCCAGCAGCACCACGGACAAGCCAGCCAUCACUCACACCACUGUCACCUAAAUGAUCAACUUCCACCACAUCCAAAUGCCUAAGAAGAUGGGGGGACUCAAGCUUCUGUACCCUCGCAGACGGAGCCUCAUCUUCAAAAUGCUCGCCUUCUGCACCUUCCUCGGCUUCGUGGGACUGUGGUACAAGGCUGAUGACCCGGGGAUCGAUACCCAGCCGGACCUCAUGCCACGGAAGGACAGUAAUCAGGAUGGCCCCAAUCAAAUACCUGACCAUGAGAGCGCUAAAUUCCACCGGCCAGACCCUUUAGACCCUCUCGCUGCCCCGGUCCUCCCCAUCAAUAACCGGAUAGACCAAGCCCCCCCUGUGGAACCCCCGGGGAUUCCUGCGCCUAAUAUCAACGUUCCCAGCCCCGUGGAUCAUGCGGAGAGGAUUCGGGCUGAGUUGAUGUUCGCGGAGGAUGAGAGGAAGGUUGUGAGAGGGCUGGGAGAGGCGGGGAAGAGUGUCAAGUUGAGUGGCGAAGAGGAGAAGGUCGCGCAGGAAGUGAUGAAGAAGGAGGCGUUCAAUCUUGUCCUGAGUGAUAAGAUUUCCGUCAAUCGUUCCGUCCCCGACUCCCGCGACCCCCUGUGCAAGACUCUUCAGUAUGACUAUGACCUCCCCAGCGCUUCCGUCAUCAUCAUCUUCACCAACGAGGCGUGGAGUCCCCUCAUUAGGACGAUCUGGUCAGUCAUCAACCGCUCCCCUCGCCGCAACCUCAAAGAAAUCGUCCUCGUUGAUGACUUCUCGGAUAGAGCCGAGCUCGGGGAGAAGCUGGACCUGUACAUCAAGUAUCGGCUGCCUCCGCUGGUCCGGCUGGUUCGGCUGCGGGAGCGCCACGGCCUGAUCCGGGCGAGGCUGGAGGGGGCGAAGGCGGCCGUGGGGGACGUGCUCAUCUUCCUCGACUCCCACUGCGAAGCCAACGAAAUGUGGAUGGAGCCUUUGCUUCAGAGAAUAAAGGAAAGCCGCACAGCCGUUCUGGUUCCCAUCAUAGAUGUUAUCGAUGACUCCACUCUGGAGUAUUACCACGGCAAUGGGCGAUACUUUCAGGUGGGAGGCUUCACCUGGAGUGGCCACUUCACCUGGAUUGAGAUCAGUGAGGAGGAGCAGCGGCGGCGUGGCAGCCCCGUCGGCCCAACCAGAUCUCCCACAAUGGCUGGUGGACUGUUUGCCAUGGAGCGUAACUAUUUCUGGGAGGUUGGCAGCUACGAUGAAGGCAUGGAUGUCUGGGGCGGCGAAAACCUGGAGAUGUCCUUCAGGGUGUGGAUGUGCGGAGGUACGCUAGAGACCAUCCCUUGCUCUCGUGUUGGCCACAUCUUCCGCUCCUUCCACCCCUACACCUUCCCGGGCAACAAGGACACCCACGGCCUCAACACGGCACGCAUGGCGGAGACCUGGAUGGACGGCUACAAACGCCUCUUCUUCAUGUACCGGCCAGAGCUUGAGCACGCAGACUACGGUGACGUGACUGAGCGGCGUGAGCUGAGGAACCGCCUGCAGUGCAAGAGCUUCAAGUGGUACCUGGACAACAUCUUCCCUCAGAAGUUCAUCUUGGACGAGGACUCUGUGGCGUAUGGCCGGCUUCGUAACAAUGCAACAAAACCAGACCUUUGCUUUGAUCACUUACAAAGGAAUGAGAAGAAUCCCUUUUAUAUGGGGUUGUACAACUGUCACUCCUACAUGGCUUCAUCUCAGUUCAUGUCACUGUCCAAGAAGGGAGAGCUGCGACGCGAGGAGAUGUGUGCUGAGGUGCAGUCCUUCAACUCCGGCCUCAGUGAGAAGGUCCGCAUGACUCGCUGCCACGGCAAGCGGCAAAACCAAGAGUGGUUCCUCACACAGACUGGCCACGUGGUGCACAAGGAGAGCAACCGGUGCCUUGACCGCGCCUUCAAGGAGUCCAUGGACGACGUGGUGGUGGCGGAGUGUGCCAACAGCAUCACGCAGCAGUGGUGGUUCGAUCACUACACCACCCAGUGAGCCACAGACUGGAGACCCUGGACUCCUGCAGCAAACAGAGGAUGAUGUAUAAAAUGUAUAAUUACUGGUGCAGUGGACUCAUGGACAGCGUCAGUUCACUGGGCGGCUAGUCAGGGAGGCAGCAGGCAAUGGUGUCCACCGUGUGCGUGAUCCAAGUUCCUACUGUGUGGCUCCUAACUGAACCAAUCACAAGCCAGGGACACAACGUCUGCCUUAUGUGAGGUUUUUAAAAAUAAUUACGUAACUGAUCAUAAGAAUGUCAAGUUUCUUAUGGACAUUUUCUGAUGGCCUUAUGUGCAUGUCAACCACAAAUUGUGCAUUAAGUGAGGAAUAUGAAGAUAUGGAAAACUGCUCUUGUAGGUGAACUGAGUGCUCAUCAGUAAAAAGUUUCUAAAUAACUGUUUUAGUCUGAUUUUUGGCAAUUGUGAGAAACUGAACAGACUUGAAGCUAAGAACUGCCUAAUGAUUCUGGAAGUCAGCACUCUCAGGAAAGGCCUGACACAGAAUUAAAGAUAUGAAAUAGGUUGAAAAUUUCCAUGUACAUAAUGAUAUUUUUAUAUCUGCCAUAUGACAAUUGUCUUGUAAUUAGGAUAUUAUAAAUAUGCUUUGUUUUAUAUGCAUAAGUCCAACCACUGAGCAGGAUUUGUACUGCACAGAAAACAUCAAAACCCAACUCAGUUUUAGUGCUUUUCAAAGUGUUUUCAUGAGCUGUGAAGUGUAACAAUAUCACAUUUCUCUGGGCCGUGGGUAAUGGUAGUUUCUUGUGAAAGAAAAGUCUGGAAGGAGAUAAAAAAGUAAUUGGCCUCCUACUUCAUGGAAAAAACUGCAAAUGGUUCAUGUAGCUCAUCAGUGCCUGGAUGAUGUUCAUGGAAACCCUUGGAUCACUCCCUCAUAACUCUGUGCUUUGAAGUGCACACACACACACACAUUCACUCAACUCUGUCUGCACAACCUCCACCUUCGGACAGGCCAUUACUGUGAUUCUUGCUCAAGGUUACCGUCAUAGCGGGUGUGAAUGAGUGAGGCUUGGCGGGUGAUGUGACCAAACUCUCCUUGACCUCAAAGGUUGGACAGUCAGAAUGAUUUCAUGUUUUCAGUCGCUGAGAUCACUGUCUUGGUUAAUACAUAUCUGUUCACACAACACCAACUCAUCCAUGAAUGUAGAUUUCACACUAAAAUUUAUUUUGGCAAGCAAAAUGUUGCAAGCCACAGAAAAAUAGAUAUGACUAUUUUUUUACACAAAAACAUUUGCACCAAAAAUGCAGUAGUGUGUAGCGUGUACAGGCCGAGUAGUUACAUUAAUUAGAUGGAAUGACCGAAGAUAUAACAACUGUUCAUUUAUAAUGAAUUUACUGGCUAUUUAUCAUGUGUUAAUCAUUGGUAUCAGAAAGAGCAAUGCAGGAUAUUAACUGGAUUGUCUAUAAGUUAUGUUUUAAUUUAACAGAAAAAGUCAUUCUAAACAAAACAGUUUGCUGAAGCCCAAAUGAUGGCGAUUUAUGUGAGGGGUGUGUUUGCUCUCUGUUCGUCUGUGUGUUUGGCUGAAUGGGAUUUAUCAUGAGACUGGAUGGAUUUUGAAUGAGUUGUAAAAGUACUUCAUGCAGUAGUACUGUAUAUAUAUACAUCAAUAUAGUUUUAUAGUAAAUUUGUAUAUGUAAAUAUAUAUUUAUAUGUGAAUAGCUUGAAAAAUUAGGCUGACUUAGAUACUGUACAUCAUAGCUCAUAAACUUUGUCGGAAAUGGAGUAAACUUUCCAAGAAAUUAUUGAGACCAGAGUGUGUGUGUGAGUGUGUGUGUGUGUGUGUGUGUGUGUGUGUGUGUGUGUGUGUGUGUGCUGCAAUGGGAGACUGAAGGAGAACACACAGGAGUGGCUGAGAGCAGAGCAAAUGUUGUGAGUGUUGACUGUCCAUGGAUGAUGUGUGGCCAAGACUGUUCAGGCUGUCUGUUGUGUCUGUCUGUUGCUCAUUUUGUUAUGGUCAGUAAGGUGGUGACGGAGCGGCAGUAUUAUGAGUAACUUCAGUGACGAUGAUUGUGUGUGUGUUUGUACAUACAACAUGUAUUCCAUCCACUUUGUAGUGCUGUGUUACCUCACUUGUUAGCAUGGCAGUGAUGAUGAUGAUGUUGAGUGUGUGUGUGUGUGUGUGUGUGUGUGUGUGUGUGUGUGUGUGUGUGUGUGUGUGUGUGUUAAUUAGAAGUUGUUGGCAUAGGUGGAUAGGCAGAUUAAUUUUGAAUGCACAUAUCAUGAUGCAGAGAUGGCAAAAAAUGUUAAGUACUCUGAAAUUUUCUUUGCCACCAAAAAUACUUGCAGUGGUCGGUUAUACUGUGGAUUUUUAAACGUGAUUAUUUUACCAUAUUUAAAUCAUUAUCAAUAUUUGGGUUUUCAAUGAUUAUGAAGAUUUUCCAAUGAUUUAAAAUGAAUAAAGGAAACACUGAUGUAGUAUAUUUAUUUUUUAUUUAAUUUUCAACUAUGCCCAAAAGAACAGUUAAGGAUAAAGAAGCUCAGAAUGUCACUCUGCUUAAGGCUGAUCAGACAAGUAUAUAGGGCCAUAUUUUAAAUCAUUUCAGUGGCCAAGCUCACAUAUUUAACAAGUCUUUCGUAAGAGUGUGGGUCAUAUCCUUGGGUAGUUUUAUGACCCUGGUGGUAGUUUAACCCAUCUCCUGUACCAUGAACCUAAAAAAAGCACUCUUUAAAAUCCUCCUCCUUUUUGACCUUUGGAAAUAGUUGAUGUGAGAGGCAGAAGCAUCUGAGAAAUUGAGAAUACCAACCUAAGAUCCAUGAAGGUUACUGUUUCUAAGUAUUUAUGGAGGAUAUCGUCACCUUCGUAAACAAACCGCCUAAGUCAUUAUUUUCUACUUUUCAGGAAAUCAGAAAAGAACUGUCAUUGUCUCAUUUGGCUGAAGAGUUAGGCAGAAAUGAAAAGGUCAAUUCUAGAACACUCAAACCCUGAAUGACGAAGGCAACUAUAGAAAAAUGGGCGUCACAUGAAAAUUUAAUGUAAACAAAAACCUGGAAAUUGAUGAAAAAUAACUUAGGCGAUUAUUAUAUGAGGGUGACGAUAUGAGACUGUAGUUCAUCUCCUCACCCCAUAAUCACGACCAUUCGUUCUCAGUAAUCUCAAUGAAUCGUCAAGCUUGCAAUGAACUCCUGGAUAAGUCAGUCUCGCGUUGUGCCUGUAGCGAAUCACAUAUUUACAUCUAACACUAGCUUGAGGCUCAAUGUCCUGUAUCAGGAAGCCACUUUACUAUUUUUACUAAGUACUGACAAACACGUACAUAGAUCACAGAAUAUACUUACUAGGGUACUGAGCAUAUCGUGUAUGUGUGUGUGUGUGUGUGUGUGUGUGUUCUACUUGACAAUGAGUGAAUUUAGUAUGUUCCCAUUGUCAUCUCUUAUUUAUGUUGAUUAUUUUGUAUCUUCGAGGCGUUUGAGAAUGUUGAAGACAAGAUAAUUGUACUUAACACAUUUUUGCACUUUCCUCACAGUCUGGUUGUACGAGAGUAUGAAGCACUUGUUUGAUUCUCGGUGUUUUAUUUGUCCCUCACAUCACUUCUUGCCAUGGAUUUGCUUGUGUUGGAGAGAAAAAAAAGGACUAUCACUACUUCCAUUACCAAGUUCAUGACUAAUACUCCUGGUGCUACUUCCACAUGUAUCCUUAGUUGUAUAAUCACACACUGUACUGCCUGGGGGUUGGGAUGGCAUGCUCCUCCCUUCCCCUUUGUUGUUUACUUGCAACAAUAAACUAUCAAUCAUCAAUACACUGACCCCACGCCAAAUGAAAGGAAAUAGUAUGGAAGCAGUUGUUGAAACCAUGUGAUCGAAACCCAGUGCCCUUGUUAAGUUUUCUUUGUAAUUCGCCCUCUUUUCGUUUAAUGACAUAAUUUUCUCUUGAAGAAAGAAAGAAACAAACAACAUUCCAGCAUUACCACCAAUAUCCAAGGUACUUAAACUCAUUGACCUCCUCUAUUUUUUCACCAUUCAAACUUAUGUCCAUUAUAACUUUUUUUUUUUUUUGCCACAUCAAAGUGACAUAACCAAACGCAAAUAUAAAGUCAUUGUUGAAACCCGGAAUCCAGUGUCUUAGAUUGCGUUGAGUCGCUGAGUAGUAGUUAUUAAGAGUAGUUUCAUAAUGCGCUCUGUCAUAUAUUUACUGCCAGCGUUGUCCAGCAUAUACACUGUCCCAUGGCACCAGUACGCAGAAUAAACAGAAUAAGAAUGUGCAACUACCACCAAGAUCACCAUUUAGCUGCGUAAUGUAAGCCGUGCAGUCAGAGCCAAUAUGAUUCAAAAGCUUCGAGACUGCUUCUAUUCAGGGUUCAGUUUGUCUCAGUUCUAGAGCGAUGGUGAAUCAGUCUUUGGCGAGUUGGCAGCGGCAGCAAGAGGAGGUGGCGCGAAAAAGUGAGUCCAGUGAGGGAGGCGAAGCGUAGGAAGGCGAGGGAGGGCGAGGCAUCCAACGCGUAGGACUUUGCGAGUAGACGAAGAAACACGGACGGACGAGACGGCGGUACAGGAGGACGGUGAAGAGGAGGAGCAAAUAUACCACCGCCAAGAAGGGAUUCCAGGUGAUGAGAUGCAGUGAACAGACAUGUAGAGAUGACAUCGUCCUCAGCAGCGUUGGAGAGCAGUGGUCGACGCCCAAAUCGUCCUGGAGCCCCGAAGGGCCAGCAGCUGUCUCUUCUUCGGGGUUGUCGGACGUGACGGCGCUGUGUCCAUCUAGUCUGCAUUCUUUCCUUGUGGGGGAGUCUUGUCCGUACUGCAGGUGUGUCCAGGCGGGCGAAGUCAGCCUCCCUUGUGUUUUCUCCUCUGCAGGUACUUUUCAUUUACAGCCUCCUAACACCACACCGUACUGUCAGGAGUGAUGGUGACGCCAUGGGAAAGAAGUGGAAACGUGUUCAUUUAAUCCAUGACUCUUAUUUCCCGAGGAAAAAUUGUUGUCAUGGCUGAAACACUUUCCCAAUUUCCAUGAUGUCACUGUCACACCUGACAGUACAGGGUGGUGGCGGGAGAGGCCUGUGACGAAGAAUACCUGCAGAGGAGAACAUGCGAGCGGGGCUAACCUUGACCGUCUGAGAGUUACUGUGUGCACAAGACAAACAUAAGUCUGUCAGGCGGCGUACAUACACCGCGACGCUGUCCCUUCAAGCGCGUUCUUCCGCACAUGGAUCACCCGGAUUUCUCAAUUCAACAGCAUUGCUGAUCUGCAAAAUUGUAGAUCGAUAUAAUAAAGGUUCUAGUGCUA